AUGGCAUCUGAGAUUAAUUUACUUAGGCAGAAAAAUGCUAGACUUAUGGUUGAGAAUACUGAGUUUAAAGCCAAAUAUAAUGUUAAAAAUGUCAAGCGUGAUUCUGAGAAUGCUGAACUUAAGGCUAAAGUUAUAAAGUUAGAAUAA
This is a messenger RNA of Funneliformis mosseae, 147 nucleotides long. NCBI's taxonomy places the organism in Eukaryota, Fungi, Glomeromycota, Glomeromycetes, Glomerales, Glomeraceae. The record is from the annotation of a GenBank genome assembly.